Molecule: messenger RNA, 1637 nt
Organism: Salvelinus namaycush (lake trout)
Lineage: Eukaryota; Metazoa; Chordata; Actinopteri; Salmoniformes; Salmonidae
Product: pyrin-like
Exons: 2
Coding region: 170-1516 (448 amino acids)
Molecular function (GO): protein binding
Source: RefSeq, a predicted model, not a curated record
AAUACAUAUUUUACGCUGGUACGGUAACUGACUUCAGGGUAAUACAGUAAAGUGAAACUGUCCUGGCCAGGUACUGUAGGCUAUAUAAAGUAAUCGCCUCAAGUGAUUAUCACUGAAGUGAAAGAAGAUAGUCAUACAGAAACACUACUAGACAAGCACACAAUCAGCUAUGUCGCCAAACAACAAGUGGAUAGGGAGGGGCCUGCAUGCCAGCCUGUUGUACCUGCUUUUAUUUGUGUGCCUGGUGCGCACCGCUACUCUGGACGAAGAAGAUAUUGAGAUUGAUGAUGAGGAGGAAGACCUGGAGUAUGAGUACAGUAUGAAACAAGACGGACACACCUGUGGAAGUGGCCAAACUGGUCAGUAUCCAUUCUGUAAGGACAAGGACCAGGUCAUUCACCACUACGUCCACACAAGGGAUGAGUGUGGAGAGACAGACUUCAAGAAAGUGCGGGGGGAAAUGCAGCUGAUGAUCCAGGACCGUCGAAAGAAGAUGAAGGAGAUCGUACACUCUGCAAAACUCAUCGAGAAAAAUGUGGAGAGGGAGAAAGAGGACACUUUGCUGUUCCUGACUGAAGUGGCACGGCUCGUUCAGAAGACCUACGUAGAUGUUAUUGAGGAGAUCAAAAAGAAGCAGAAAGCAGCAACAACCGGGGCUAUAGAACACAUUCUAGAGCUAACACAGGAAAUCUCUAAACUACAGGAGAGAAGCUCUGAACUGGAGCAGCUCUCACACACUGAGGACCACCUUCACCUUCUCCAGAUGUUCCCGUCCCUGUGUACCCCACCGGCCAUCAUUGACUGGUCUGAGGUCAGCGUUCACAGUGAUCCCAGUGUGGGGUCUAUGAGGAGAGCUGUGAACAAGCUGAGAGAAGCACUCAAUAGUGAAGAGAGCAGGCUGUCUGCAGCUGAGUUGGGAAGGAUUAAAAAGUGUGCAGUGAAUGUGACUCUGGACCCUGAUACAGCACAUCCGUACCUCAUUCUCUCUGAAGACAGGAAACAAGUGAGAAUUGGAGAUCUCUGGCAAAAUGUCACAGAUAGUCCUGAAAGGUUUAAUUUAGGUGUUAAUGUCCUAGCAAAGGAGGGCUUCUCCUCAGGGAGAUUCUACUAUGAGGUGCAGGUGAAAGGUAAGACUAGGUUGGAUUUAGGAGUGGCCGUAGAGUCCAUCAACAGGAAGAGUGGGGUCACCCUGAGCCCUGGCCAUGGAUACCUGGCUAUAUGUCUGAGGGAUGGGGAUAGGUAUGUAGCUGCUGAAAGCCCUGCUAUCCUCAUUGCUCUUAGUCAGAAGCCCCAGAAGAUAGGGGUUUAUGUUGAUUAUGAACAAGGCCAGGUCUCCUUCUAUGAUGUGGAUAACAGGUCUCAUAUCUACUCAUUCACUGGUUACACUUUCAAUAAGAAACUCUAUCCAUUCUUUAGCACUGGCACUGACGAUGACGGUGAAAACUCAGCCCCAUUAGUCAUUACCCCAGUCAAUCAACAUCUGAGUAUUCAUUUCUUAACUUUUGAAAAAGCCUGAAAAUUGAUAAAAUGCAACUUACAAUGUGUAUAUACACUGAGUAUACAAAAUAUUAGCAACACCUUCCUAAUAUUGAGUUGCACCCCCCACUUUUGCCCUCAGAACAACCUAAAUUCAUCAG